Molecule: messenger RNA, 2920 nt
Organism: Nothobranchius furzeri (turquoise killifish)
Lineage: Eukaryota; Metazoa; Chordata; Actinopteri; Cyprinodontiformes; Nothobranchiidae
Product: adenosine receptor A1
Biological process (GO): G protein-coupled adenosine receptor signaling pathway
Cellular component (GO): plasma membrane; synapse; dendrite
Molecular function (GO): G protein-coupled adenosine receptor activity
Source: RefSeq, a predicted model, not a curated record
CACACACACACACACACACACGCGUGCGCACACACACACCCACACACACACACACACACACACUUUGCCCCGUCUCCUUCACUAAACCUCCAAUCACAUGAUUGCCUUAUACCACACACACACAAAUACACAGAGCAGAGGAAAACAAAUACAACAUUUUAAACAUGAACUAUACUGCAGGGUCGCUACAAUAUUAUUAUAUCAGUAAUGAAAAUUGCUAAUGUGUGCAGCAUAAUGACUUAGCACAUUGCUCCAUUACCUGUUCUGAGCCCUGCAGUCUUUGAUAUUGGUCACCAAUCCAACAACUCAUGCUUAAUACAUGUUGUUUUUGCAUCUUUGCUAAAAAUGUUUCCUAGCAAUAAGAAAUGGCUUUUGAACCAACAAUGUAUUUUACACCUUGUUGUAAUUCAGUUUUCAAUGUUUUGUUCUUGCUGCAUGGUCACAACAUUUAUCCACAAGUUCAGCAUCAUUUCAGAGAAAAACAAAUGAGGUCUGUGAAAUUCAAGCCAGGCACCACUCGAUAAAGGAUGUGGCUUUGUAGUUUAUUUUGUUAAGCAAAAUGCUUAACCCUAACCUUAACCUUAACCCUCAGAGCAUUGUAACGACUGCACUAAGCAACAUUUCCAUGCAUAGGACAGACCCAGAAAUGAGUGGUAAAUUAAACAGUUCAGUAACUUCCUGAGUUGGGUUUAUUUUGUCAACUCGGAUGCACGCCAUCAUUACCAGCAAGCAUCAGUCAGAGAGUGAGCACCAUGAGCACGGGAGAGCUUAUUUACACCUCAGUGGAGGCUCUCAUUGCCAUUAGCUGCAUUCUUGGUAACAUGCUGGUUAUUUUGUCUCUGUGGAAAACUAAAAGCAUCCAGCAGCCCACCUUCUGCCUCAUUGUGUCUCUGGCUGUGUCUGACUUCAUGGUUGGAGCUGUGGCCAUUCCUCUGGCUGUAGUGGUGGAUGGACGAGUGGAGACUUCAUUCCUCACUUGUCUCUUCAUCAGCUGUAUGAUCCUCCUGCUGACCCUGGUUUCAGUCCUCUCUCUGAUGGCCAUCGCCGUGGACCGCUUCGUGAGAGUCUCCAUCCCUCUCUGGUACAAACGUACCGUGACAUGGAGGCAUUCUUAUCUAGUGGUGGCUGCAUGUUGGAUUGCUGCGACACCGCUGAGUUUUACUCCCAUGCUUGGAUGGCACAAAGACCCUCCUCCAUCUUCAAAUUCCACAUUUCUUUGCCAGUUUGUGAAAGUGAUUCCCAUGAAGUAUAUGGUGUACUUCAGUUUCUUUCUCUGCAACCUUACACCUCUUUCGAUAAUGAGUGUGCUCUACUGCUACAUCUUCUGUUAUAUUCGAAGAAACCUCAGAGACAGGCCAGGAAACGGAGCACAUAACCAGUCCCAAACCUACCUGAGGAAGGAGAAGCAGCUGGCAGCAUCUCUGUCUCUGGUCCUGGCUCUGUUCGCUCUAUCCUGGCUCCCUCUCAACAUAAUCAACUGUGUUUUUUACUUUAAGGGACCAGAUGCUUUACCGGUCCAAUUUGUGUAUGUAGCCAUUGUGCUUUCUCAUGCUAAUUCAGCUGUGAAUCCAGUUGUGUAUGCCUUCAAAGUACCAAAAAUCAAAGCAGGAUAUCAGAAGAUUUGCAGAAAGUUCAUUUUGUGUUCUACUGAAAAUGAAGUAUCUCAGACCAGCCAAGCAGAUAACAACCCCGGCAGUAACUUCAGAAGUGUUAGUAAUGACUAAAGGCUUGUUUAUUUCAGCUUUUAUUUGUUCAGAACACUCACUUUGUGUUUUAUUGAUUUGAUUUAAUGCAGGAAGUACUUGUGAAAUGUCUGUCUUGUAAAAGUCCAGCAGAUGUUUGAGCUCUUGCUUCUGAAAUUUCCAUUUCCUCGACUCGUUUGGGUGCAAAGCUGAGAGAGCGCAGCUAUUCUGGAGUGUGAAUUUUUUUAUAGACUUGUAGCUCAACGUAUUCUGAAAAAUAAAAAUAUUAAAAGAGUAGUCUCAAAUCAAGUGGAAGGAAAUAUGUUCAUCAGUGUUAAAAACAGCUGUUUUUCUAAUGAAACGAGGUUUUGUUUCGAAGCAUCUAAACUGCAUUCAAAAGCCAAGUGACUGAAAUGGAUUUCUGACCAAAGGAAAGGAGAAAAUAGCAAAAGAAGAUUUCUUUACCACGCGUCAAACGGAGACGAAGGCUUUAAACUUUGACAUUCAUUUCUGAGCUUGACCAGUAAAAUCUCACAAUCUUUGCAUUUUCUCAUAAAUCCAAUUUUAUGACCUCUAACAAUGACGAUUUUUAACUCAAUGUUAUUAUGAUGUAACAUAAAAACUAUCAUGCUCCAUAUUGGUUUUCACUGUUUGGACUCAGUAUAUGUUUCUACUGGCUGGUGUUGUUUGUCUGAGAAAACAGUCUGAAAAUCUAUUUUCAGUUCUUCUAACAUUUUUGCGGUAAACUAUAACACUUCAUACUUUUCAGUUAUAUUACACAAGUGUCUUGACGAUUCUCCAGGGCUGGGUCACGGGGGCAGUAGUCUAAGCGGAAAGGCCAGACUUCCCUCUCCUCAGCCACUUGGGCCAGCUCCUCCAGGGAAUCCCAAGGCAGGCCAAGAAACAUCUCUCCAGCAUGUCCUGGAUCUUCCGUUAGGUCUCCUCCUGGUUGGAAAUGCCAGGAAAGGUGUCCAGGAGACAUCCUGACCAGAUGCGCAAGCUACUUCAACAGGCUCCUCUUGAUGUGGAGGAGCAGCGGAUCUACUCCGAGCUACUUGGUGGGAGAGUGGCUGGCUUCAGAGGAGAGCCGACACCCUGCAGAGAAAACUCAUUUCGGCCGCUUGUGCCCACGAUCUCAUGCUUUUGGUUACUAUCCAAAGCUAAUGACCAUGCAUGAGGGUUGGAACGUCGAUCAAUGAUAAAUUGAAGUUGCUCUCUCUCUCUUCACAACAGACCAG